Messenger RNA from Triticum turgidum subsp. durum (durum wheat), 1986 nucleotides. NCBI's taxonomy places the organism in Eukaryota, Viridiplantae, Streptophyta, Magnoliopsida, Poales, Poaceae. The record is from the annotation of a GenBank genome assembly.
AUGGAGGCGGUGGAAGACACCAAUCUGGAAGCCGCGAUCGGUUGGCUCGCAGACACCAUCCUCACGAAUCUCCCACCCGGUGGCAAGCUGGACUCCUGGAUCCGCCAAUCUGGCCUUGGCAAUGACAUCGAGAAGCUCAAGUGUGAGGUCGAGGCAGUGGAGAUGACGGUCUCUGCUGUGCAGGGGAGGGCAGCCAGGAACAAGCCGCUGGCCAAAUCUCUCGCUUUGGUCAAGGAGCUGCUCUACGACGCCGACGACGUGGUCGACGAGCUGGACUGCUACAGGCUCCAGCAGGAGCUCCAACCAGAGACACUGCUGGAAACAGACGGGCAUGGGACGCAUCAAGUUGAGAGAUCUAGUGAAAAUGCUGAUGUACAGAGUAGCAGUAAUAGCAGGUUGCGGUUCGAGGGAUGGAUUCACUUUGAAAUCACAGAGUUUGAACAAAACGGAGGGCCUGCCAAAGCAAGAUGCAAGCACUGUCAAAAACAAGUUAUGUGCACAACCAAAAUGGGGACGUCAGUUUUGCACAACCAUCUCAAGAGCAAAGGUUGUGCCAAGAAACGUGGAGCCAGUGACCCUUCUUCAAGCACCGCCAAUGCUGCUACAAUUCCAAUGCCUGUUGUAACUGGCAGCAGAAAAAGGAUGAGAACCGGUCAGGAGUCAACACACAUCACUGCACCUAACCCAAACGGCCGGUGGAACAAGGACGCACUUUCCGAAAGGAUACAAGACAUCACUAGUCAGCUGCAAGGGAAACAUGGGGCUAUCACAAGGCUUCUCAAGAUACUUCCGUCCAACUCUGUUGGUGCAAGUUCAAGCCACUGUCAGACUACAAUCUCAGAUCCAUGCCGAAGAACAUCAGGUGUUUUUCAUGGGAAAGUGUACGGGAGAGCUCAAGAGAGAUCCAUCAAAAAGUUGAUAAAAGAACACAAAUCAACUACCGGUGUAACUGUUCUGCCUAUUGUCGGCAUUGGGGGAGUUGGGAAGACAGCUCUCGCUCAGCUUGUAUACAAUGAUCCAGCUUUGCAAAGUCUACUUGAUCACAAGAUAUGGAUCUGGGUGUCUAAAGACUUUGAUGAAAUGAGACUAACAAGAGAGAUGUUGGAUUGCGUCUCCCAAGAAACUUAUGAUGGCCUAUGCAGUUUUACCAAGCUUCAGGGGGUCUUGAAGGGUCAUAUUAAAUCAAAGAGGGUUCUACUUAUUUUAGAUGAUGUCUGGGAAGUCAUGGAUGACUGCCGGUGGAACAAAUUGUUGGCUCCUUUCAAGUCUGAUGAUGGUGCAAAUGGCAAUACGAUAAUUCUUACAACUAGAAAACCGUCUGUUGCCAAAAAGAGAGGUACAAUUGGACCAAUUAACUUAAAUGGUUUGAAAAAUGAUGAUUUCUGGCUAUUUUUUAAGGCAUGUGCAUUUGGUGAUGAGAAUUACGAAGCCCAAGCUAAUCUAAGUGACAUAGGACAGAUAAUAGCACAAAAGCUAAAAGGAAACCCAUUAGCAGCACAAACUGUUGGGGUACUAUUAAAAGAUCGUCUUACUGUGGAUCAUUGGAGUAGCAUUCUAAUGACCGAAGAUUGGAAAUCCCUACAACACACUGGUGGCAUCAUGUCUUCUUUGAAGCUUUCCUAUGAUGAGAUGCCCUACCUUGUACAACAAUGUUGCUCAUAUUGUUCUAUAUUCCCCUAUGGUUAUGAAUUUCAUGAUCAGGAGCUAGUUCGUCUUUGGAUUUCACAGGGAUUUGUGAAGCCUGAUCAUUCAAGUAAGAGUUUGGAGGUGGUUGGACGGUAUUAUCUGACUGACUUGGUGAACUUGGGCCUGUUUGAAGAGGUUGAAAGAAAAAGAUCCUCUCUUGGUAGUCAAACUCAAACUUGCUAUGCUAUGUGUGGCCUGAUGCAUGAUUUUGCAAUGCUAGUUUCAAGAACUGAGUGUGCAACUUUGGAUGUUUGCAAUGCAGUGAAGUUUUGCCAAAUGUACACCACUUGUCCAUACUGA